Phacochoerus africanus (Common warthog) is the source of this 1647-nucleotide messenger RNA. It is a transcript of the gene TP53I3, whose product is annotated as tumor protein p53 inducible protein 3. The record is from RefSeq and is a predicted model, not a curated record. The coding region runs from base 465 to 1463 and encodes 332 amino acids. Gene Ontology annotation, molecular function: quinone reductase (NADPH) activity; NADPH binding; quinone binding. NCBI's taxonomy places the organism in Eukaryota, Metazoa, Chordata, Mammalia, Artiodactyla, Suidae. The transcript is spliced from 6 exons.
GCUUGCCCACCCUACUUGAGACGCCAACCCAGAGGAAGGGCAGGAAGCCAGCCCUACAGCAUAAAAGGGCUAAAAGCAUGGAUUGACUGGGAAAUGGACCGAUCGUCUGCCAAGAGCUUCAGCCUAGCUGCCUAGAGAGAGGGAAGAUUUCUCAAAGUGAGCGCCAGAACAGCAUUCCACGCCAAACCAAGACAAAGACUAGAUUCCAAAGGCUCAAAGUUAAAGAAAAUCUGAUUUGCUGACGCUAGCUUUGCAUUUUAAAGGUGGAAGGAGGAGAAAGAAGAAGGGAAGGGUUGGUUCUGGUCAGCCCCACCCCUCGCGCUGCCCAGAGUCCAGCCGACCCUUGAGGUGCCGGCCGAGGCAGCGCCACGGCUCCGGGAUUCUGCUCUGGGGAUCCGCAGGGAACACAGGACCGCGCCGUGUCGCCUGGAGCAGCAGAAGGGCCCAGCCCGGGAGCAAGGAACAUGUUAGCUGUGCACUUCGACAAGCCAGGAGGACCAGAAAACCUUCACUUGAAGGAAGUGACCAAGCCAAGCCCAGGGGAGGGUGAAGUCCUCCUGAAGGUGGUAGCCAGCGCCCUGAACCGGGCAGACUUACUCCAGAGACAAGGCCACUAUGCCCCACCCCCAGGAGCCUGCAACAUUUUGGGACUUGAGGCAUCUGGACACGUGGUGGAGCUGGGUCCUGGCUGCCAGGGACACUGGAAGAUUGGUGACCCAGCCAUGGUUCUGCUGCCUGGUGGGGGCCAGGCUCAGUAUGUCACUGCCCCUGAAGGGCUCCUCAUGCCCAUCCCGGCAGGACUGACCAUGCUCCAGGCUGCAGCCAUUCCAGAGGCCUGGCUCACUGCCUUCCAGCUGUUACAUCUCUUGGGAAAUGUUCAGGCUGGAGACUCUGUGCUAAUCCAUGCAGGAUCAAGCGGUGUAGGUACAGCUGCCAUCCAACUUGCCCGGAUGGCUGGAGCGAUUCCUCUGGUCACAGCUGGCUCUCAGCACAAGCUUCAAAUGGCAGAAAAGCUCGGAGCAGCUGCCGGAUUCAAUUACAAGGAAGAAGAUUUUUCUGAAGCAACACUGAAAUUCACCAAAGGUGCUGGAGUCAACCUUAUUCUAGACUGCAUAGGCGGCUCCUACUGGGAGAAAAAUGUCAACUGCCUGGCUCUUGAUGGUCGCUGGGUUCUCUACGGUCUGAUGGGAGGAGCUGACGUCAGUGGGCCUCUGUUUUCGAAGCUACUUUUUAAACGAGGAAGUCUGAUCACCAGUUUGUUAAGGUCUAGGGACAAAAAGUACAAGCAGAUGCUGGUGAAGAGCUUCACAGAGCAAAUUCUGCCCCACUUCUCCAUGGAGAGCCCUCACCGUUUACUGCCAGUUCUGGACAGAGUCUAUGCCAUGACUGAAAUUCAAGCGGCCCAUGUGUAUAUGGAGACUAACAAGAACAUGGGCAAAAUCGUCCUGGAGCUGCCCCAAUGAAGGAUGAGGGGGCAGUACAGGACGUGGCUCCCUCAGGUCUUCCAAGAGCAAACUUCAAGAAAAUUCACUGUACAGUCAGGCCACUGGGUGCUAUUCCAGGCUGGACUGUAACCUCCUGUUCCUUCCCCAGCCUUCUCUAACGAUCCUUGUAAAACUGGUCUAGGAAAUAAAGAGUGGAAUUGAA